CCUCCAAAGUGACCCUAAAAUACAUGUCAGUUGAGAUUUUACAUCAGAAACUGUCUGUGUGUUAAACAUGCUGGCAAGAUAUGAAAUUUACGCUGUUCUCCGGGAAGCCGGUCGUUUGCAGUUGUCUAGUUUCCGUAACUUCAAAGUCCAGGGCGGAUUCUGUCAUCGCAUUCUAUUCAGCAGAUCAGCGGCUACUGGAUUCAAAGUGUCAAACAGCAUCAAAUGGAGCCUUCAGUUACUGAAUCUUGGCGAAGAUUGUACAGCUGAUGAGCUGAAGGAUACAUAUUUAACACUUGCCAAACGAUACCACCCUGACAGCAGGUCACCGGACGCCGAUGCCACCAAAUUUACGGAAGUUCGAGACGCUUAUCAAACCAUCUCUGCCAAGUUGGCUGAGGAAGCGGGUAAGCUAUCUUCAGAGGAAGUCGUUGAUAUUCUUGAACCUGACUUCGGAAUCAAACAAACUACGCCACAACAUCGGCAAUAUUUGAGCUUUGAAGGAGUUGGGUACGGAACUCCGAGUCAGCGACAGAAACAGUAUCAAUAUUACAGGGCUGACAAGGCCAGUGAGCGCGUUUUUGAAUAUAAUAUGCGUAAACAUGCGAACAAAUACGAGUAUAGCAUGACAGUAAAAGACAAGACCGCCGCAAGGCAGAUCAAAACUUCUAGCGGGAUGCAUCGAUUGGUGGAGGACUUAAUUAGAGAUUCCAUGGAGAAGGGUGAGUUUGACAAUCUGGAAGGUGCUGGCAAGCCACUGACGAGAACGGACUACAAUCCCAUGGUGGACAGCAUGACGCACAACUUGAAUAAAAUACUCAUCAACAGUGGAUGUGCACCGGACUGGGUCAUGCUGAACGGGGAUGUCAGGAAACAGAUCAGAGAUGCGAGGAAAUAUUUAAAACUACAGAGAAGUCGAUUGGGACCGCAUCCAUUCUGUUAUGGUGAUCAACAAAGAUGGGACAGGACCAUUGAUCAUUUUGUGACUAUGGUGAAGGACUUAAAUAAACAGAUUGACAGGUUAAAUAUGCUAGUACCGACAAUGAGACAGCAGUUACCCCACAUGAGUCUAGAGGUGGAAAUACAGAGAGCUCUCAAUAAUCACGUAGUGCCAGGACCACCACAGUGUAAGGAAGAGGUCAGGGAAGUGCCUGAAAAGGAUGAUGAAGGUAUAUUCAGAAAGCUGAUAGAUAAAGUGGGAGGAAGGCUAGUUGCCAGAAUGUUGAACAGCGAACAAUGA
Molecule: messenger RNA, 1237 nt
Organism: Saccoglossus kowalevskii
Lineage: Eukaryota; Metazoa; Hemichordata; Enteropneusta; Harrimaniidae
Product: dnaJ homolog subfamily C member 28-like
Source: RefSeq, a predicted model, not a curated record